Schistocerca americana (American grasshopper) is the source of this 1731-nucleotide messenger RNA. RefSeq names its product piggyBac transposable element-derived protein 4-like. The record is from RefSeq and is a predicted model, not a curated record. NCBI's taxonomy places the organism in Eukaryota, Metazoa, Arthropoda, Insecta, Orthoptera, Acrididae. The transcript is spliced from 2 exons. Bases 1 to 1731 code for a protein of 576 amino acids.
AUGUUUCGGCGCGGUUUAUCAGACGCAGAAAUUGCGGAUUUGAUCAAUCAUAGCGACACUCUGGAUAAUGUAGAGAGUGAUUCAGACGAUUCUGAAUGCAAUGGUGUGUUUGAAGAAGACGAGAUUGAUGACAGUUUGUCUUCAGAUGAAGACGAGAAUGAUGUUGAAGGUGUUGCUUCAAAUCCAGCAGCUGUGCCGUAUCCGAAAGACAGUGAGUGGACUGCAGUUGACACCUACCGACCUCUGCCUGUCAACACGACACCCAGGCAGAUACUAGUGGAUAUUGAUGAGUCGAGUUCUGUACUGGAUUGCAGUAAAGUGUUCCUUACUGACAGUGACGUAAAUGAACUCAAGAGACAGACAAAUUUGUAUGCAUCACAGACAAUACAGAAGAAAAGAAGAGGAAAUAAUCUGAAGCCCCAUUCAGUUUUGAGUUCGUGGAAGCCAGUGACUAUAAGUGAGAUGAGGCGUUUCUUGGGUAUUAUUUUCCACAUGUGUGUUUCGAAAAAGCCAAAAAUUGCGGACCAUUGGAGCACUAAUCCUGUUCUUAGUUGUAACUUUUGUCCCCAUGUCAUGAGCCGUUUGCGUUUCACUCAGAUACUGUCAUGCCUGCAUCUUGUUGACAAUUCAAAUCAGAAAAAACCAGGCGAAGAUGGAUUUCAUCCACUUUACAAAGUUUUGCCAUAUUAUAAUAAUUUGAAGGAGCGAUGUAUCCAGGCAUAUCGUCCCUCAGAAAAAGUGACAAUUGAUGAAGGAAUUUGCCCAUUUCGAGGUCGUGUGAGUUUCCGUGUUUACAUGCAAAAUAAGCCUCAUAAGUAUGGACUGAAAGUAUAUGCUGUUGCUGAAGCCAGUAGUGGCUAUGUUGUAAAUUUUGAAGUUUAUGCUGGUAAGCAUAUUGUUGACAAUUCUUCGUCUGCGGUUAUUUUGCGAUUGUUGUCUGACAGCAGCUUGCUGAACAAAGGCCACACUGUGUAUUUAGAUCGAUUUUAUUCCAGUCCAGAGCUAUUUCAGCAACUGGCAGAGAAAGGCACUGGAGCUGUUGGUACUGUGAACAAAUCCAGGAAAGGAUUGCCUAAAGAUUUAGUAUCUGCUAAGCUGAAAAAGGGCGAAAUGUCUUUUCGGCGUAAAGAUAAUGUAUUGGCAAUGAAGUGGAAAGAUAAGAGAGAUGUGUAUACAUUGUCUACAAGGCAUCAAGCAACAUUUGGUACGCAUACUAAGAGAAAUGGGUCUGUAGUAUUGAAACCACUUCAGGUACUUGAUUACAACCUCAAUAAAAUUGGAGUGGAUAUUGGAGACCAACGCCUGCAGUACAAUCCGUUCCAGCACAGAACUGUGAAAUGGUGGCGAAAAUUAUAUUUCCAUUUGCUGCUUAUGGGAGUAUCAAAUGCAUUUUGGCUGUACAAUGCAGUGCACAGGAAGAAAAUUACAAUAACAGACUUUAUAACAGUGCUUGCAGUUCAGCUUGUUGAAGACGACACACUUGAAUUCAUUCCAAGAAAUGAAGGAACUGUAGGUCGGCUAACAAAGAGACAUUUUUUGCAGCACAUACCUGCAACUACUAAGAAGUAUGCUGCUCGUGUGUGUCACGUGUGCAGUUCCAGGAGCAAGAAACAGAGUGGCAAGGCUUCUCGCAAAGAGACACGAUACGAAUGUGAACAGUGUGGCGUUGCACUCUGCCUGGAACCUUGCUUUAAAAUUUUCCACACUAAAAAACAAUAUGAUUCUGUGUGA